Delphinapterus leucas (beluga whale) is the source of this 6511-nucleotide messenger RNA. The record is from RefSeq and is a predicted model, not a curated record. Lineage: Eukaryota; Metazoa; Chordata; Mammalia; Artiodactyla; Monodontidae.
CCACCUCACUGCCCACGCGCCCCUCCCAGGCACUGCGGGUCAACGGCCUGGAGCAGCUGUGCAACAAUCUCGCCAGCGAGCGCCUGCAGCUCUUCUCUAGCCAGAUGCUUCUGGCCCAGGAGGAGGAGGAGUGUCGGAGGGAGUUGUUGCCCUGGGUGCCCAUCCCCCAGCCUCCACAGGAGUCCUGCUUGGAUCUCCUGGUAGACCAGCCCCACAGCCUCCUGAAUAUCCUGGAUGCCCAGACAUGGCUGUCCCAGGCCACGGACCACACCUUCCUGCAGAAGUGCCACUACUACCACGGCGACCACCCGCAUUACACCAAGCCCCAGCUGCCCCUUCCCAUCUUCACUGUGCGUCAUUACGCUGGGACCGUCACCUACCAGGUUCACAAGUUUUUAAACAGAAACCAGGAUCAUCUUGACCCUGCUGUGGUGGAAAUGCUUGCCCAGAGCCAGCUCCAGCUGGUGGGUAGCCUGUUCCAGGAAGCAGAGCCCGAGUCUGGGGACGGACCAGGCAAACCCACGCUGACCUCUCGCUUCCAGCAUUCCCUGGGGGACCUCCUAGCCCGGCUGGGCAGGAGCCAUGUCUAUUUCAUCCAGUGCCUCAACCCCAACCCGGGAAAGCUUCCGGGCCUCUUUGAUGUGGGUCACGUGGCAGAGCAACUGCGCCAGGCGGGCAUCCUGGAGGCUGUGUGUACCCGCAGCGCCAACUUCCCCGUUCGCGUGCCUUUCCAGGCCUUCCUGGCCAGGUUCCGGGCCCUGGGGACAGAGGGACAGGAAGAGCUCUCUGACCGGGAAAGAUGUGGCGCCAUCCUGAACCAGGUGUUUGGGGCUGAGUCGCCCCUCUGUCACCUGGGAGCCACCCAGGUGCUACUGCGGGAGCUGGGCUGGCAGCAGCUGGAGCGGCACCGGGCCCAGCAGCGCGCCCAGGCCCUGCUCACCCUGCACCGAGGCCUCUGCACCAGCCUCUCCUGUCAACGCCUUCGCCUCCUACCACGGAUUCGCGUGCGUGGGCUCCAGGCCAGGAUUCAGGUAUCGGCUGUGAGUUUGGACUCCUCACCAACCCCCUUCCCGGCCUCCAGGAAGUGGUACCUCCAGCGGCGGGCAGCUCUGGGGCAGCUGAACACCAUCCUGCUGGCGGGCCGGCGCCUGCUCUGGAGACAGCGGAGAGGGCAGCUUGGGCAUCGGUGCAGCUGGCACAGCGUCGGGGCCUCCAAGAAGGGGCCAAGCAUGGAGCUGGGGCACUUGGAGAUCCCGGCUGAGCUGGCUGUCAUGCUGAAGACAGCGGAAGGCUGUCAGCACACCCUGGCCGAGAACAUCACCGAGGCCAUGCCCCCGGAAGUUCCCGCACGGCCCAGCCUGACCCUCCCACCCGACAUCGACCAAUUCCCCUUCUCCAGCUUCAUCUCCAUCGGCUUUCAGGAGCCAUCCCUGCCCAGACCUGGGCAGCUGCUGACCAAACCCCUGACCCGGCUGGACAGUGAGAACCCUCAGCAUGCCCUGGAUAUCAACAAGGUGAUGCUGCGGUUCCUGGGGGACGCGUCCCUGGAGCCCUGGCAGGAGCGGACCAUGGGCCAGUACCUGGUGCGGCAGGGGCAGCGCCGGCCAGGGCUGCGCAACGAGCUCUUCAGUCAGCUCGCAGCCCAGCUCUGGCACCAGCCGGACGAGCAGCAGAGGCAGCGCGGCUGGGCCCUCCUGGCUGUUCUGCUCGGUGCCUUCCCCCCGGUGUCCACCCUGCAGAAGCCGCUGCUCAAAUUCGUGUCCGACCAGGCCCCCGGGGGCAUGGCAGCACUGUGCCAGCACAGGCUGCUGGGAGCCCUGCAGCAGACGCAGCGGGCCCCUGGGUCCGAGCGGGCCCACCCACCCACCCAGCUCGAGUGGACGGCCGGAUGGAGGCAGGGCCGCAUGGCGCUGGAUGUCUUCACCUUCACCGAGGAGUGCUUCUCGGCCGAGGUGGAGUCCUGGACCACAGGGGAGCAACUCGCCGGGCGGAUUCUGCAGAGCAGAGGCCUGGAUCCGCCCCCGCGUGGCUGGUCUGUGUCACUGCACUCUAAGGACUCCUGGCAGGACUUGGCUGGCUGCGACUUCGUGUUGGACCUGAUCGGCCGGACCGAGGAUCUGGGGGACCCGGCCGGUCCCCACAGCUACCCAAUCGCCCCCCGUGGCUUAGCCGAGGACAUCCCCCCGGCCCCUGGCAUCCAGGCCCUCUCACUGCCCCCAGGUCCCCCUCCAGGCCCAGCCCCAACUCUGCCCAGCAGGGGUCGCACAGGUGACUCCCGGACCUCAGGGAGUCUGGAUGGCUUCCUGGACCACCUCUUGUCCCCGUGCCUCAGCGAUCUGGAGCAAGGCAGGGCUCUGAGUGGCCGCAUGAAGGGAGGGGGCGCCAUGGGGCCCAUGCAGCAAGGCAGCUAUCCCGUGGUGUACUCAGGGAUGAUGCAGAUGCCCGGAUACCAGCCAGCCAUGAUGCCUGCACCCGUGCCCAUGAUGCCAGCAAUGGGGGCGGUCCCUGCCAUGCCAGCCGUUGUGGUGCCACCACAGCCGCAGCCACAGCCACAGCCACAGCCCCUGCUUCCCAGCAUGGACGCGAGGCAGCUGGCAGUCCAGCAGCAGAACUUCAUCAACCAGCAGGCGCUGAUCCUGGCCCAGCAGAUGACCACCCAGGCCAUGACCUUGUCCCUUGAGCAGCAGGCAAAGCAGCGCCAGAGCCAGCCCCUGGAGCAUCAUGCCCAGGCCCAGGCCCCUGGAGCUGCCUCCCUGACUCUACCCCCAGCCAUCACCCCCAAGCCCAAGAAGACACCCACCCCCCAGAAGGAGCCAGAGCGUGACCUGGAACUGGAGACCUCACAGAAGGCUGAAGACAGGCCCCGGCGGCCCAAGAGCUUCCAGCAGAAACGGGACUAUUUCCAGAAGUUGGGGCAGCAGCAGAUCAAGGUGGAGACGAUGAGGCCUCCGGCCAAGGUGAAGAUCCCCCAGGGGGAGGAGCAGGAGGAGGAGCCGGAAGAAGAGGAACCGAGAGCAGUGCCGUCACCUCCUCCUCCCCCAGUAGUGAAAAAGCCACUGACACGAGAUGGGGCCAAAGCUGCACAGGAGGCUGAGGCUGAGCCAGCCACAGAGGCAGGGCCUGGCGGUGGUCGCCGGCCGGCAGAGGGCAGAGCCAUGGUGCGUAGCUCGGACCCUGAGCCCCGGCAGGCGGAGCCCAGCAGGGAGAUCCGCGACAUCAUCCGCAUAUGCCAGAGCCGCCCAGGCCCCGUGCCCGUGCCCGCGCAGCCGCCCAGGAAGCCCCCCCAGAUCUUCCUGAAGAAAAACAACCCUAAGGAUGAGGCUCUGGCUAAGCUGGGGAUCAGUGGUGCCUCCUCGCUGCCCUCGGUGAGGCCCCGUCCUGACCAGAGCGCGCUGCUCCGUGCCAGAGCCCUCCUGAGGCUCCCCGGGGGAGACCUGGCCGCUAGUCACAGCCUGGGUGUAUUCUCCGUGCCUCCCCAGACGCAGACGCUGUCCCCCAGCCCAGGGAAGGGCCCCCCACCAGCUGUGGCCCCUCGACCCGAGGGCCAGCCACGGCGUGUGCCCUCCAACUCCAUCAAGGAGAAGCAGGGGCCCCUUCAAGAGCUGUUUGGCCAGAACCCACCCACUGCCCAGAGACCCCCCCCUCCGCCAGCACCUCCACUGCCUCCACCCUUGGACCCAGCGACCCCUCCAGCUGAGCCGCACAGCUUUGUGGAGCCCAUGGGGGACCAGGGGAUCUCCACCCAGCUGCUCGUGCCCUCGGGCAGCGUGUGCUUCUCCUACGCCAGCGCCCCCUGGAGGUUGUUCCUGCGCAAGGAGGUGUUCUACCCCCGGGAGAACUUCAGCCACCCCUACUGCCUCAGGCUCCUCUGUGAGCAGAUCCUGAGGGACACCUUUGCGGAGUCCUGCAUCCGGAUCUCCCAGGACGAGAGGCACAGGAUGAAAGACCUGCUGCGAGACCUGGAGGUGGGCCUGGACUCCCUGGACACAGCUGAGGACAGUGUCAAGAAGCGCAUCGUGGUGGCCGCCAGGGACAACUGGGCCAAUUACUUCUCCCGCAUCUUCCCCGUCUCGGGCGAGGGUGGCAGCGACGUGCAGCUGCUGGCCGUGUCCCACCGGGGGCUGAGACUGCUCAAGGUGACCCAAGGCCCCAGCUUCCACCCCGACCAGCUGAAGACUCUCCGCUCGUACAGCUUUGCUGAGGUACUGGGUGUGGAGUGCCGGGCUGGCUCCGCCCUGGAGCUGUCACUGAAGAGGGAACAGCUGCUGCUACACACAGUGCGGGCGGGAGCCAUCAAGGCCAUGGUUGAGCUGCUCCUGAGCGAGCUCAGGAAGGACUCUGGCUACGUCAUUGCCCUGCGAAGCUACCUCACUGACGACCACAGCCUCCUCAGCUUCCAACGGGGGGACCUCAUCAAGCUGUUGCCGGUGGCCACUCUGGAGCCAGGCUGGCAGUUUGGCUCCACCGGGGGCCGAUCCGGACUCUUUCCUGCUGACAUAGUGCAGCCGGCUGCUGCUCCGGACUUUUCCUUCUCGAUGGAGCAGAGGAAUGGCUGGCACAAGAGUCAGCUGCAGCACAGAGAGUGGGAUAAAGCGUCGGAGGCACACAGUGACAACUUGGCCACCAGCCCGUCCCCGUCUGUGGCCUGCGUCACCCUGCCCACAGACUCCGACUACACCAUGCAGGAAUUUGCCCUGCGCUACUUCCGGAAGCCCCAGACUCUGCUGGGCCAGACAGGUGAAGAUGCCGAGAGGAAGGCCAUGGCCAGCCUGGUGCAGUACAGCAAGGCUCCCAUCCAGGCAUCACUCAUCAGUGUCAGUGACGAGGACGUGAACAGGCGGGCUGUGGGAAGCUUCCAGGCUCUGAUGCAGUUUAUGGGGGACCAGUCCAAGCCCCGGGGCAAGAACGACCUGGAUCUCCUCUACGGGCUGCUGAAGCUGUGCCAGGAGGAGAACCUCAGGGAUGAGAUUUACUGCCAGGCCAUGAAGCAGAUCACAGGACACCCCCGGCCGAGACUCUGCGCUCGAGGGUGGACCUUCCUCAGCCUCCUCACAGGCUACUUUCCCCCAUCAACCUUGCUGAUGCCCUACGUGACCAAGUUUCUGCAGCACUCGGCCCUGAGCCAAGAGCUGGCCCGGCGCUGCCAGGGGCACCUCCAGCACACAGUCAAGUACGGGGGUCGCCGGCAGCUGCCCUCCCCAGGCGAAAUGCAGGCUUUCCUGAAAGGACAAGUAGUCCACCUGCUCCUAAUUCACCUGCCCGGGGGUGUGGAGUACAAGACCAACACCCACACUUUCACGGUGGCAGCAGAAGUGCUGGAGGAGAUGUGUGGGCAGAUGGGCAUCACGGACCCCCAUGAAGUGCAGGAAUUUGCCCUCUUCCUCAUCAAAGGGGAAGGCCAGCUGGUGCGGCCCCUGUGGCCCCGGGAGUACCUCAACAGCGAGGUGGUGGGUCUGGACGUGAGCCUGCACAGCCGGCGGCUCGGCUGGGAGACCCCGCUGCACUUCGAUAAUCCCACCUACGUCAGCACCCACUACCGCCAGGUGCUGCAGGACUACCUGCAGGGGAAGCUGCUGGUCAGCGCCCAGGAAGAUGCCCGACUUGCCAGGCUGGCUGCCUUGCAGCACCUCAGCAGGAACCACGAGGAGCCCCCCUCCGAGCAAGACCUACUGGCUUACUUGCCGAAGCAGCUGCAAUGUCAGAUGAACGUGGCCGCUGUGAAGAGGCUGAUGGGCCAGGAGCUGUGGCAGUUGCGAGGAUGCAGCUCUCAGGAAGCGCAGAUCAGCUUCAUAGAGGCCGCGAGUGAGCUGCCCCUCUUUGGCCACACUGUCUACAUGGUGCCGAGAGCGAGCAAGCCGGCCCUGCCCAGCCCUGGCCUGCUGGGGCUGAACCGCCAGCACCUCAUCCUCGUGGACCCCAGCUCUCAGGAACUGUGCUACUCCAUCGCCCUGAGGGACCUGCAGCGGCUCCGCGUGCUGAGCCCACUGGGGCCUGAGGACUCCCUUGGCCUGGAACUCAACUAUGGCUCGGCUGACAACCCCCAGACCAUCUGGUUUGAGCUGCCGCAGGCCCAGGAGCUGAAGCACACCAUCACCUUCCUGCUGGACCGCAACUCUCCUUCCACUUAGUGGCCGGCCUUCACCCAAGAGGAGUGGCGGAGGGGCAGAGACGAGGACAGGAAGCCUCUCUGGCCAAGUAUCACCCGGACAGUCUCCUUUGGGUGCUGUCAGGCCAGUCUGGCCUGGACUUCACCGCUUGGUUCUGGAACCUGCUGCCGCACAGCCCAGCUGGCCCACGGGGAGGGGCUGCUAUAGCGACUUCAACUGGGAGUCAUGAGACUCCCUCCGGGGUGGGCCUGGGCCUGAGCCUGGGGUGGGCGCUGCAGGAACUCGGCUUGGGCGUCCGAUGUUGCCCAGUCCGGGGGAGAUGCCCACCUGGGCCCUGGCCCGACACGAGCAUGAGCCCAGCCCUGGGAGCAGCAGUUGCUGAGGAAAUAAAACUCCUGAGAGAA